UGUGACACCGCUUUGGACAUCAAGUUGCCAUACACUGCCCUUCAUUCGUUCUCUAACUCUGUGACUAGAAGAGUGUGCUCAAACAACUUGAACGCUGCAAACUUCUACAAAUUUUCUUUGGCAUAUGACGUCCCAGUAGAUAUCUCCACUUGCUUUGCUAAGACUGUUAUAGACACUGGUGUCGAGGUUUCUACCGGUUGCCAAGGCGCCUCUGGCGCGACAUGCAUUGGUUCAAAUUCAGAAGGAAAGUUGUGCAAUCACAAAGCUGCACAGAUGUCGUUUGAUGCGAUGAAAGGCCAAAGCUACAUUAUGACUGUCUUCAAUGAAGCACUCGCUGCUGUCAACGUUAAACAGUAUAGAAUCGUUGCAUUUGCUCUCGAGAUCCCAGCGAACUCCAUGUGUAGUGCUGCCACCGUUGUCCCACAUAAGCAAUUCUACAAGCAAUACUUGGUAUUGAACAGACUUGCGUUUAAGACCGAAUUGACUGACAUUGGAACGACUCGUGGUCUCUAUUACUUACUUAACACAGACAAGGCGAUGAAAGUCUCCGUUGACACUUGCUCAAUGUCGACCACUAUGGAUACCUUUAUCUUGAGACACUCUGGAUGUGUGGUAAAUACCGUUGGUGAUGCUAAAAUUUCCACCCCGUUGGACUACAUUGAUGUCAUGUCCACUGUAAGAUACUCCUGCGACGUCCAUGGAACUAAGUUGAAUUUCGAGACCGUUCCAAAUAAAGAUUAUUAUAUCUUCGUUGCUCCAUAUAACUUCGAUGAAGAAGGAUUUAUGGAAGUCCAGUUCUUUAUGGAUUACGUCGACUCUGACCAAUCAAGCAACAACGACAAUACUUCAUCAGAAGAAGACAAUAAUGUCCCAGUCGGCUGGAUCGUAUUCGGUGUGUUGUUCUACAUCAUGUGCGCUGUUGUUAUCGCCGUCGUGGUCGUUUUGAUUAUCCUCAAAAGGAAGUCGAGUGCAAACUAUUCCAGCUUUGAGUAA
This is a messenger RNA of Entamoeba invadens IP1, 993 nucleotides long. RefSeq lists its product as hypothetical. The annotation marks the transcript as partial. The transcript has a single exon. NCBI's taxonomy places the organism in Eukaryota, Evosea, Mastigamoebida, Endamoebidae. The record is from RefSeq and is a predicted model, not a curated record.